Molecule: messenger RNA, 11311 nt
Organism: Alosa sapidissima (American shad)
Lineage: Eukaryota; Metazoa; Chordata; Actinopteri; Clupeiformes; Clupeidae
Gene: chd9
Product: chromodomain helicase DNA binding protein 9
Exons: 43
Coding region: 594-10394 (3266 amino acids)
Molecular function (GO): protein binding; ATP-dependent chromatin remodeler activity; ATP binding
Source: RefSeq, a predicted model, not a curated record
UGGGUCCUAGCAUUUAAUGUCAGCAAGUGAGAUUUAACCAUUUUUUGUAAACAGUUUUUGCCGUCAAAGAAAAUGUGACUUAAUAUCCGUCGUAAUGAAUCGGACCGAAUGGAGUCUGAGUCGUCCAAUCAGAAAGCAAAUAACUGAUAUGCAAAUUGUAUUUUAUCAUCACGUCAGCAGCGGUGGAACCGCUGAGGUCGCCAGCAGUGGUACAACUACGUGAAACUUCGUUCUUAUAAAUUUCUCUGAAAUUAUCGAUUUGUGUCGGAGCGUUUGACUUCCCUCUGGUUUGCUACUUGAUCGGCGCACGCUAGGUCAGUUCACAUCUUGAAUCUACCCCGCGAUGACCGAUAUUUCAGAUGCGAAUGGCAAGGCAUUGUAGACCUGGUGGUGGGAGUCGCAUCAGAUGGCUCAGGAUGCUGUGGAGAUAAGUCUGUAUCGCUGGACCAUGUUGGAACUACAGGCUAGUCGGACUCUUCUGUGAUGGGCAUUCAGCGGUUCAGCAGCCUGUGAGAUCUUCUCUUAGCACCACAUAGAAACAAGGAGUCCAGCCUUAGCGUCUGGACUGGUGGGACAAACGGUGGUCCCACGCCAUGACCGAUCCCAUCAUGGACUUCUUCGAUGAUCCCAACCUCUUCGGGGGUGGCUUGGAAGGGCUAGCGGAGGAUGGCUUUAAUGCAGGGCCCUCUCUGGUGGACGACCUCAACCUCGGCCCCGAGUUUGAGCCUCUGCAGGUGGAUCCGAUGGGGACGGGGAAGCACAUGGGUAUGAUGCAGACGCCCGGCCCCGCCCCCUCCUCCCAGCAGGGCCUGGCCUACGCACCACAGAUGGGGCAUUUUGACUCCAUGAAGGCCCAGAGCUCUAUGGCUCAGCCCUACUCCGGUGCUGAGGGUAACGGCGGUGGUUCUAUGGCUCAGCCCUACUCCGGUGCUGAGGGUAACGGCGGUGGUUCUAUGGCUCAGCCCUACUCCGGUGCUGAGGGUAACGGCGGUGGUUCUAUGGCUCAGCCCUACUCCGGUGCUGAGGGUAACGGCGGUGGCUUUAUGGCUCAGCAGCAGCCCAGGUUCCCAGGUACGCCCAUGGGCCAGCCGCCUCAGGCCAACGGACUCUUCCCGAACACCAGCCCCAUGUGGGGAAACCACGACCAAAAUAGAAACUCGUACCACCCACUGUCCCAGCAGCAGCAGCAGCAGCAGCAACAACAACAACAACAACAACAACAACAGCACCAACGUCAACAUCAACAUCCAUGUCAGCAAACGCAGCAGCAGCAGCAGCAACAUGGACAUCAUCAGCUCAUGAACCAGCACCAGCCUCCCCACCAGCAGAUGAACGCCCAGGCCAUGCACCAGCGUGGCAAGCCCUUCCAGGAGCACCACAACUUCGCCUCCUACUACCAGGGCAACAUGGCACAGAACCAGCAGCAGCAGCCACAGCAGCAGAGCCGGCACGCCACCCUCAACACAGGCGGCAGCCCCUUCCACUGCGGCGUGGUCCCCAAUGCCCCGCCCCAGUCCAAGCCGUACAUGGACGCCUCCAACCCCAUGGCGUCCGGCCCGCCGGCCCAGCAACAGCCGCAGCGUCAGCAGGGCGCCUACCCAGUCCCCCAGCAGGUGCAGUCCUACCCGGGCCUGGGUUCGGAGGACACCGGCUUGGCCUACUCCAUGCAGUCGUCCCCCAUGCCUCACGGCCUGUCUUCCUGUUCGGUCAGCGCGUCGGCGGUGGCCGGCUAUCCCCCCUCGCAGUACUCCUUCCCCCGACAGCCGGUGGGGAUGAGCGUGACAAGCCAGCCUCUGUCCUCAGCGGCGGUUUCCAUGACGACGACCUCCUCUGCACGCGGAGCGUCGGCGCAUCCUGUGCCCGACCUCCUGAGCAGUGGCAGCUGUCCGUUCUCGUCGGCGCCUGGGUUGAGUCAGCCACAGCCUCACCCACAGCAGCAGCAACAACAACAACAACAACAACAACAACAUCAUCCUCAUCAUCAACAGCAGCAACAACAACAGCAACAGCAAAGGCUUCAGGCGGCAGCCAGCCAGUCCGGGGAACAGUGUCCCUUCUCUCGUUCCAUGCAGCACGCCAAGCCUGCAUACAGCACAUCCGACAUGUUCCCCGACACUGCCAACUCCUUCUCUGCCACAGCGGAGAGCCAGUUCCCCCCUCUGCAGCAGCGGAGCUGCCAGAUGAGCAUGCCUCCACCCACUGCCACCAGCUCCGGCUCCACCUCCAGCACCGGCGGCAGUGGCGGCAGCACCAACGGGGGGUACCAGGCCAUGGAGAAGCACCUGCUGCCUGAGCCUCAGGGUGGGGGCUUUGAGGGGCUGGAGGCCCCCGACCUCCUGGAUGAGGACUUUCUGCCUCAGUUGGAGGCCGCCCUAAGCCAGCACGAGGACUCCAACUGCUCCUGGGCUAACGGCAGCCAGGGAGAGGGAGACGCCGAGGAGGAAGAGGAGUCGCUCUCCGUUCACUAUGAGAUUCAGCCCCCUAAGAACACUAAUGGUCCCAGCAGUCAGGUGCGGGUCCUCAGCCCCCAGAUGAAAAGUGGCUCGUCCUCCUCAUCCUCGUCUUCGUCCUCGUACUCCUCGGCCUCGGAGCGGCGGGCCCAGAAGCGGCAGCAGCAGCAGCUGCUGGCUCAGCAGCAGGCCGGGAUGGACUCGUCGGACGACAAGCAGGAGAAGGCCAACCGGAUCAUCUCCGAGGCCAUCGCCAAGGCGCGCGAGCGCGGCGAGAAAAACAUCCCGCGCGUCAUGAGCCCCGACAGCUUUGAGAGCUUUGCCGGAUCGUCCGAGCACCGGACGCACCGCAGCGCCUCUGCCAAGGGCCGGACCAAGGAGAGGACCUCCAAGAAAGCCCGCAUCGUCUCGUCGGGAAAGCCCAACAAGCAGAAAGCAAAGAUCGGGAAGAUCGUCAUCAAGUUUGGCAAAAAGAAGAAGCGGAAGCCAGAAUCCUCGGAAGAGCUGUCCGACGAUGAGCCGCCCCCACCACGACGCUCCAAAGAGGACGACUCGAAGCGGAGAUCUAACCGUCAGGUAAAGAGGAAGAAGUACAUGGAGGAUGGCGAAGCUCGCGUGUCCGACGAGGAAACAAAGGUUUCGGUGAAAGCCAAGAAGGCCAACACUGCAGCACGCAAAGACCCUGCCGUGCAGCUGUUUGUGAUGGAGAACCCAAGUGAAGAGGAGGGCGCUGUCGUCGACAAAAUCAUGUCCUCACGCAUUGCCAAGAAAGAGGUCUCUCCUGGUGUGCUGGUUGAAGUGGAGGAGUUCUUUGUAAAGUACAAAAACUACUCUUAUCUCCAUUGUGAGUGGGCCACAGAGCAGCAGCUGGAGAAGGAUAAGAGGAUCCAGCAGAAAAUCAAGCGCUUCAAAAUAAAGCAGGCGCAGCGAGCACACUUCUUCGCAGACAUGGAGGAGGAUCCGUUCAACCCGGACUACGUGGAGGUGGACCGGGUGCUCGAGGUGUCCUAUUGUGAGGACAAGGACACUGGCGAGCCGGUGGUGUACUACCUGGUGAAGUGGUGCUCCCUUCCGUAUGAGGACAGCACAUGGGAGCUGAAGGAAGACGUGGACCAGACUAAGAUAGAGGAGUUUGAGCAGCUGCAGGCAGUGAAGCCAGACUCACGCAGGAUGGAGCGGCCCCCGGCCAGCCUGUGGAAGAAGCGCGAGCACUCGAGGGAGUACUGCAACAGCAACAGCCUCAGGGACUACCAGCUGGAGGGGGUCAACUGGCUGCUCUUCAACUGGUACAACAGGCGGAACUGCAUCCUGGCCGACGAAAUGGGCCUGGGCAAGACCAUCCAGUCCAUCACAUUCCUGGAGGAGAUCCAGCGCGUGGGCAUCCGCGGGCCCUUCCUCAUCAUCGCGCCGCUCUCCACCAUCGCCAACUGGGAGCGCGAGUUCCGCACGUGGACCCACCUCAACGUCAUCGUCUACCACGGCAGCAUGGUCAGCCGGCAGAUGCUGCAGCAGUACGAGAUGUACUUCAGGGACUCCCAGAUGGGUGAGGAGAAGGUCAGAAGGAAGAAAGAUGGACGAUGGAAGAUGGAAGGAAGAAAAGAUGGCCGAGCGAUCAGAGGGGCGUACAAGUUCCAGGCGGUCAUCACCACCUUUGAGAUGAUCCUAGGUGGCUGCCCGGAGCUCAAUGCCAUCGAGUGGCGCUGUGUCAUCAUUGACGAAGCCCACCGCCUCAAGAACAAGAACUGCAAGCUGCUGGAGGGCUUCAAGCUCAUGAAUCUGGAGCACAAGGUGCUGCUGACGGGCACUCCACUGCAGAACACCGUGGAGGAGCUCUUCAGCCUGCUGCACUUCCUGGAGCCUCUGCGCUUCCCUUCGGAGACCACCUUCAUGCAGGAGUUUGGGGACCUCAAGACCGAGGAGCAGGUCCAGAAGCUGCAGGGCAUCCUGAAGCCCAUGAUGCUCAGGCGACUUAAGGAGGACGUAGAGAAGAAGCUGGCUCCCAAAGAGGAGACCAUCAUCGAGGUGGAGCUGACCAACAUCCAGAAGAAGUACUACCGUGCCAUCCUGGAGAAGAACUUCUCCUUUCUGUCCAAGGGUGCCGGCCAAGCCAACCUUCCCAACCUGGUCAACACAAUGAUGGAGUUGAGGAAGUGCUGUAACCACCCCUACCUCAUUAAAGGGGCCGAGGAGAAGAUCCUUGAGGACUUCCGCGAGGUCUACAACCCCGGCGCCAUGGACUUCCACCUGCAGGCCAUGGUCCAGUCGGCGGGCAAGCUGGUCCUCAUCGACAAGCUGCUACCCAAGAUGAAGGCCGGCGGCCACAAGGUCCUCAUCUUCUCCCAGAUGGUGCGCUGCCUGGACAUCCUGGAGGACUACCUCAUCCAGAGAAGAUACCUCUAUGAGCGGAUAGACGGGAGAGUGCGGGGGAACUUGCGGCAGGCGGCCAUCGACCGCUUCAGUAAGCCGGACUCGGACCGAUUUGUGUUCCUGCUGUGCACGAGGGCUGGAGGUCUGGGCAUCAACCUGACCGCCGCCGACACCUGCAUUAUCUUCGACUCGGACUGGAACCCACAGAAUGACCUACAGGCCCAGGCUCGCUGCCACAGGAUUGGCCAGAACAAGGCGGUGAAGGUGUACCGGCUGAUCACGCGCAACUCGUACGAGAGGGAGAUGUUCGACCGGGCCAGCCUCAAGCUGGGAUUGGACAAAGCCGUGCUGCAGAGCAUGAGUGGACGGGACAAUAGCCUGGGAGGCGGGCAGCAGGCCCAGCAGCCGCUCUCCAAGAAGGAGAUCGAGGACCUGCUGCGCCGCGGCGCCUACGGGGCCAUCAUGGACGAGGAGGACGAGGGGGCCAAGUUCUGUGAGGAGGACAUCGAUCAGAUCCUCCAGCGCAGGACCAAGACCAUCACCAUCGAGUCCGAGGGACGAGGGUCCACUUUUGCCAAGGCUAGUUUCGUAGCGUCGGGGAACCGCACGGACAUCUCUCUGGAUGACCCUAACUUCUGGGACAAGUGGGCCAAGAAGGCGGAGAUAGACAUGGAGACGGUCAAUGGCAGAAACAGCCUGGUGAUUGACACGCCUCGCGUGCGGAAGCAGACGCGGCCGUUCAGCGCCACCAAGGACGAGCUGGCCGAGCUGUCGGAGGGCGAGAGCGAGGGCGAGAGCGACAAGCCCAAGCUGCGCCGGCCUCACGACCGCCUCAACAGCUACGGGCGUACCGAGUGCUUCCGCGUGGAGAAGAACCUGCUGGUGUACGGGUGGGGCCGUUGGAAGGACAUCCUGCUGCACGGGCGCUUCAAGCGGCCACUGAGCGAGCGCGACGUGGAGAUGAUCUGCCGCGCCCUACUGGCCUACUGCCUGGUGCAUUACCGCGGCGACGACAAGAUCAAGGGCUUCAUGUGGGACCUGAUCGCACCCACAGAGGACGGGCGCACCAAAGAGCUCACAAACCACCUGGGCCUCUCCACGCCAGUGCCGCGGGGCAGGAAAGGGAAGAAGAUGAAGACUCAGUCGACAGGCUUCGACAUCCAGAAGGCGGAAUGGAUCCGCAAGCACAACCCCGAGCACAUGCUGCAGGACGACGGCUACAAGAAGCACCUCAAGCACCACUGCAACAAGGUGCUGCUACGGGUCAGAAUGCUCUACUACCUGAAACAGGAGGUGAUCGGCUCACAGUCACAGCAAGUUCUGGACGGCGUGGAGGCCAGUGCAAUCCAGAUUCGUGUGCCAGAUCCUGACAGCGCAGAGCUCCCAGCUCUCUGGUGGGACCAAGACGCCGAUAAGUGUCUGCUGCUUGGAGUCUUCAAGCACGGUUAUGAGAAGUACAACACCAUCCGGGCAGACGCAGCUCUCUGCUUCCUAGAGCGCGUGGGCCGGCCGGACGAGAAGGCUAUCGCCGCCGAGCAGAGAGGCAACGACUUCAUGGACGGGGAUGUGGAUGACCCCGAGUACAAGCCUGCCCCGGCCUUGAUGAAGGACGAUAUGGAGGAUGAUGCCUCCUCUCCUGGAGACCUGGUUAUCACAGACACAGGUGGAGAAGGCAGCUCUGCCCCGGAGGGCGGGAGCACGGGCGCGUACUGGCCGUCGUCCUCAGCCCUGACGGCCCGUCUGCGGCGUCUCAUCACGGCCUCGCAGCGCUUCACCAAGAGCCGCCAGAUCCUGCACAUCCACCAGAGCCAGCAGUCCCUGAUGCCCACGCCGCUGUGCCCGCUGCCCGCCACACUCAACGACACCCUCACCUUCAACCCCAAGAUGGCCGCCAAGAUCGAGAGGCAGCAGAGGUGGACCAGGCGAGAAGAGGCCGACUUCUACCGUGUGGUGUCCACGUUCGGCGUGGUGUUUGACCCGGACCUGGGCCGCUUCGACUGGACCAAGUUCCGGGCCAUGGCGCGCCUGCACAAGAAGACGGACGAGAGCCUGCAGAAGUACCUGUGCGCCUUCACCACCAUGUGCCGCAGAGUGUGCCGGCUACCGCCCAAAGAAGGAGACGCAGUGGACCCAUCUCUGUCCAUCCAGCCUAUCACGGAGGAGAGGGCGUCACGCACGCUGUACCGUGUGGAGCUGCUGCGUCAGGUGCGCGAGCAGGUGCUGCGUCACUUGCUGCUGUACGAGCGGCUGGCACUGUGCCAGCCGGGCCCGGACCUGCCCGUGUGGUGGGAGACGGGCCUGCACGACCGCGACCUGUUGCUGGGCGCCGCCAAGCACGGCGUCAGCCGCACCGACUACCACAUCCUGCGCGACCCCGAGCUCUCCUUCAUGGCUGCCCAGCGCAACUACAGCCAGAACAAGGGCCAGCUGGUGCCGCCGGGUCAGUCGGCCGCCCACUCGCAUGCCCUCGCCCAGGCCCAGGCGCACACGCGCACCCCGCCACCGCUGCUGCCCGCACACUACCUGGCCGCGGCUCCUGCUGCCGCUCUUGCCGCCGCCACGGCACAGUCACCCCUGGCGGCCUCGGUCUCGCAGAGACCUGAAGAUGGCGCCCUCGCGGUGAAGGAGGAGGAGCAGGAGAUGGGCUUGGACGCCGGGGAGGAGGAGGAGGAGGAGGAGGAGGAGGAGGCCCGGUCGAGGGCGUCCGCGUCUGCCGCGCCGGACGAGAAGUGGGCUCUCUCUGCGGUUCCCCUCGCGGGCCCCCCGACGCCCGGCACUGGGGAGGAGCAAACGGACGUGAAGCCAGUCAUUGUGAAGGGGGAGGAGAGUGAGAAGCGCAUGGUGGCUGCCCGCACCAAGCCGCUGACCCCCAACCCGGCCGGACGCAAGCAGAAGAAGUCCAAGAAGAAGGAGCGCAGUAGCGCUGGCGCCGCCGCUCGGCGGCCGUCGGGCUCCGACUCUGACUCUUCCUCCAGCUCUUCAUCACGUUCAUCCUCCUCUUCCUCCUCCUCGUCCUCCUCGUCCUCACACUCAGGCUCCAGCUCAUCUUCCUCCUCGUCCUCUUGCUCCUCAGGAUCGUCCUCCUCAUCAUCCUCAUCCUCAUCUUCCUCGGAGGACAGUGGCAGCGAGGCAGAGGACGGACAGAAGAGCACAUCAGCAGUGGCCACUGUGAAGGGCUUCGACGAGGACAGCGUGGCAUCACACAGCACCACUCAGGACGAGACGCAGGAGAACAGCGUGACGGAGAACGGCAUCACACACCCCCCCAACCCCUUCCAGGGAGGAGGAUACAUGCUAGCUGCCUCCUACUGGCCUAAGGACCGUGUGAUGAUCAACCGCUUGGACAGCAUCUGUCAGGCCGUGCUGAAGGGGAAGUGGCCCGGCACGCGGCGCUCCUACGAGCCCGGCUCCGCCGUGGCCUCAUUCUACACCACCAAGCUGCUAGACAACCACCAGGUGGCGUCGGUCUCCGCAUCGUCGGCCGUUAGCGGCGGCCUCUCGGCCCCUGGCCUCCUCCCCGCCGCCGCCACCGAGGACCCCGCGGCCUCCCCGCAAGGGUCAAAGGUGACCAAGCAUGUUGCAGACAAGGAGUUCUCAGUGAAAAUGAAUAACCAGGAGGGCGGUCUGAAGCUGACCUUCCAGAAGGCUGGCCUACACCUGAAGAGGCCCCUGGAGGGGGAUGAGGGGCCCCUGGCACAGCAGCAGUACCUGGCCCGGCUCCAGGAGCUCCAGAGUGCCUCGGACACCAGCCUCACCGACUUCACCAAGACCCCCAGCGCCCCCUAUCCACAAGCGCUGGCAGGUCAGAUGAGACUGAACGGCGUGCUGGAUGGCCAGCCUGUGGUGAAGCGGCGACGCGGGCGGAGGAAGAACGUGGAGGGCAUGGACCUGCUGUUCCUGAACAGGAGCCGAGCGCCAGCCAUGCCCGAGCAGCGGGUCCCUCCAGGUUGGGUUGGCAGUGGCCAGGCCAGUGUGCCAGUGCCCCCUGCUGGUCAGCAACAGCAACAGCAGCAGCAGGGCUUCAGCCCUCAGGCUCAGGGCCCGCAGGACGCCGAGUGCCGGGUGCCCGUCAUCCACCUGAAGGACGGAACCCGGCUGGCCGGAGACGACGCGCCCAAGAGGAAAGACCUGGACCAGUGGCUCAAAGAGCACCCAGGCUUCGUCGCGGACGUGGGAGCCUUCAUCCCCGGGGUGAAUAAGAUGCAGUUCCAAGACGGCAGGCCCAAGCAGAAGAGGCAUCGGUGCCGGAACCCCAACAAGAUCGACGUCAACAGCCUGACAGGCGAAGAGAGAGUGCAGAUCAUCAACCGGAGAAAUGCACGCAAGAUUGGUGGUGCCUUUGCCCCUCCUCUGAAGGAUCUGUGCCGGUUCCUUCAGGAGCACCCGGAAUAUGGUGUUCCACCCGAGUGGGCCGACGUGGUCAAGCAGUCGGGCUACCUACCUGAAAGCAUGUUUGACCGGAUCCUGACUGGACCCAUCGUUCCGGAGGAGGUGAGCCGGCGCGGCCGGCGGCCCAAAAACGCCCUGGCGAAGGCAGCCUCGGCCGGCGCCAACGCCUCCGCAGCAGCGGCAGCCUCGGCCGCCGCCAUGGGCCUGAACCCGCUGCUGGCCAACGGCCUGCUGUCGGGCCUGGACCUGCCCAGCCUGCAGCUGUUCCAGCAGAACCUCCAACAGAACCUGCAGAGCCUCCAGUCGCUGCAGCUGACCGCGGGCCUCAUGGGCCUGCCCGCCGGCGACGCCACCAACCUGGCCGCCAUGUUUCCCAUGAUGCUCUCGGGCAUGGCGGGGCUGCCCAACCUGCUGGGCAUGAGCGGCCUGCUGGGGAAGGCACAGGACGGAGGAGCAGGAGCUGCAACGAUGGCGGCCGCAGCGGCCGCCGCCAUGGCGACAGCAUCAGCACCAGAGGACACCACGCGGAAGAGCAGCAGCAAGGGCAGCAAGGGCAGUAAGAACUCGGCGGCCGACGCAGCGGCGUCCUCACAGCCGCCGCCCUCCUCCGACACCAAAGCUGAAAGGACAGAGGUGGCCAUCUCGGAGAGUUCCGCGACGCCCAGUUCGUCCUCCGCCGCCACCGCCACCUCCACCACCUCCGCCACCUCCACCUGCAGCUCCAGCCCACUAAGUGCUUCUGCUGCUGCAGCGGCGGCCGCCUCCGGUCACCCUCUGGCCCUCAACCCUCUCCUCCUCUCCAGUAUGCUCUACCCAGGGAUGCUCCUCACCCCAGGCCUUAACCUGCCCUCUGCAGCGCAGCAGAGCCAGAGCACAGCAAACACUGACCACGCCACCUCCACGGUCACCUCCCCCAGCGUCUCGUCGGCCGCCACAACCGCCACCUCUGCCCAUGCGCCCGCUGCCGCCUCCGUCGCACAACCCACGCCGCCUCUUACCGCCCGCUCGGAAGACGGGGGCGAGGAGGAGGAGGAGGAGCAGGAUGACGAGGAGGAAGAGGAGGAGGCAGCGGAGCAGAAGGAGAACAGUGGUCCCGAGGGCUCGGGGAAGGUCGAGUCCUCUUCCUCUGGAGAGUCGGACAGCUCCUCCUCAUCAUCUGACGAUUCUGACUCGAGCGAUGAAGACUGAGCCUUUAUAAAUAUAUAUACAUACACAUAUAUAUUUAUAUAUUCCUUAGAAAUGUAUACAUAUAUACACAUAUAUAUGAUUUACCCUGCACUUAUGUUGUGAUUUUUUUUUUUCUUUCCCCUUUUGUAAAUAUUAAAUCGAGAGAAAAAGUGUUGUGUAAUUAAGACAAAGCCUUAGAGAACCAAGAUUAAAGAAACUGAAAUUAAAUUUCAGCGUUUGUUUAGGUACAAUCUUGUUUUGAAAAAGACAUUUUGCAUGUCGAACUUUAGUAGAUUUAUGGACUUUGUGAACUUGUAUUACACAAUGAUGUACAAUUGCAACGAGCAAGAAGAAAAAAAAAGAAAUCAACUAAAAGGCAGAGGCAUUAUUGUAUUAAUUAUGUUGGGAUUUAAUUUUAUUAAAAAAAAAGAGGAAAUACAUUACUGCUCCUGUUGAGCUGUACUAUUAAUAUAUUUUGAGUGUGUGGGGAAGGGUGGACUUGAACUAUUUUUUGGUUUCAUUUGUAAAUACUUUUACAGGAUCCUUGACACUUCUACUUUGCAGAACAUACUUUGGAAAACGUCAGCAAUAACUCGGGCAGCUAAUGAAUGUCACUGAAGCUGUAGACUUUUCACCUCCUUCAACCUGUUUUCCUCUCUCACCCACCACACAUCUUCCACUGAGGAGGAGUCACACUCUCUCUCUCUCUCUUUCAUCUCUCUCUCACACACACACACACUUCCUGUCAGACGCUCACUUUCUCUCCUACUCCCACUCUUCUCUCUUAUCCUGUUAUAAAAAAAAUGGAAACAGCUUCUUGUCUUUGCAUCGACUAAAGUAUCAAGUAGCCUUGGGAGCAGGCCUUGCUCUACACAUUGAUCACAGUUUCUUGCAUUCACGCACUCACUUACACAUACAUACUCUUGAUCCAGAUCUGG